Molecule: messenger RNA, 1962 nt
Organism: Pectinophora gossypiella (pink bollworm)
Lineage: Eukaryota; Metazoa; Arthropoda; Insecta; Lepidoptera; Gelechiidae
Exons: 10
Coding region: 50-1666 (538 amino acids)
Biological process (GO): fatty-acyl-CoA biosynthetic process; long-chain fatty acid metabolic process
Molecular function (GO): long-chain fatty acid-CoA ligase activity
Source: RefSeq, a predicted model, not a curated record
CGUCAUAUCAGCUGGUGUAUUUUUUAAAUAGCCCAUUGAAGUUAAAAAAAUGAAAGAAUACGGAUACAAAUUAAAGGAUGGUGUUAUUUAUGGUGGUGAUGUGUCCCUGCCGUCGCAUCUUAAUUAUGGGAAAAUUGUGGUGGAGUUAUUAAGGCGUCAUAAAGACAAACAAGCUUUGAUUGAUGGUAUCACUGGAGAGAAGAUCACAUUUAAUGAACUGGCACAAAAAGUGUUGAACACAGCAGCGUCGCUGAUACAACUGGGAGUGAAGCGAAGAGACGUCGUGUCCAUAUGCAGUGAAAAUAGAAUAGAGUUCAUGAUCACCGUGUUUGCUACCAUAUAUAUUGGAGCUGUGGCUAAUUUCGUCAACUGCGCUUACAGCAAGGAUGAAAUAAUUCACACUAUACAAAUAUCAAAGCCGAAACACAUAUUUUUAUCGCCUACGACGUAUGACAAGUAUUUCAAAAUUUUAAACAAAAACGUCUCCAUUAAUCAAUACUUCGUAUUUGGGAAACCCAUGAAAGAUGUGAAUGUAAUCUGUUUUGAAGAACUGGUGAGAAAUAGCGUGAAAGGGGACUCUGUUCAGGCGGCGAAUAUUACUGAUGGAUCGGAAACGGCCAUUAUAGUUUAUUCGUCGGGAACUACGGGACUACCUAAAGGAGCCAAGUGGACACAUCUAAAUCUUCUUGUAACGGCUUUACAGCCCAUAUGCACAUAUCGAAAUUUGACUUUUCUCAACAUAGCACCUUGGACUAAUACAGUAGGCUAUAUGCUUACGACACAGAUGCUGCUCGAUGGUAAAUCUGCAGUAUUCUUGACAAGAUUCGACGAAGUCACUUAUUUGCGAACGAUAGAAAAAUAUAAGGUCGGGUUCUUACUCGCAGUACCUCCUCUGGUAAUCCUAUUGAGCAAAUGUCAAUUUCUAUACAAAUAUGAUGUUAGUUCGAUUAAAGUCAUAUUGUGUGGAGGAGCAUCCCUCGAGUCUGACGUCAUUGCUGACGUUAAAAGAAGAUUACCCAACUUGGAGUAUGUACUGCAAGCGUACGGUAUGUCCGAGGCUACUGGGGCUAUUACGAUGGAGUACGAGAGUGCAAACAAAUUAGGAAGUGUUGGCAAAGUUAUGCCAGGCAUUAUAGUAAAGGUUGUAGAUACUGAAUCCCGGAAAAUUCUGCCUCCCAAUCAACCUGGUGAAGUGUGCCUCAAGGGAGCAGCUUUGUUUGGUGGCUACAUUGGACAUAAUGUAACUGGAUCGGAUGACUAUGAUGAGGAGGGUUUCUUCAAAACUGGUGACAUUGCGUACUAUGAUGAUGAAGGAUUCUUUUUCAUUGUGGAUAGAAUAAAAGAUCUGAUCAAGUACAAGUCCUGGCAGGUCGGUCCAUCAGAACUAGAAGCAGUUCUACUCCAACAUCCAGAAGUGAAAGACGCGGCAGUGAUCGGUGUACCAGACUCCUUAGCUGGUGAACUACCACUUGCAUUUAUAAUCAAGCAACCAGGAUCCAAUGUUAAUGAAAAGGAGAUUAUAAAUUUCGUAGAACCAAAAGUCUCGCCGUGGAAGCGAUUGCGCGGGGGCGUGCGGUUUGUCAGCGAGAUCCCGAAGAAUGGCAGCGGGAAGAUAUUGAGGAGGCAAUUACGCGAGCUGAUUGCGAAAUCGAAGAGUAAACUGUGAUUUGAAUAUUUUUAUGUUUGCUAUACAUAGAGGCGGUGACAAGGUGGGUCGGGAUUUAUUGAUUACCUCAUAUUAUAUAUGUAUAUAUAUAUAUAUAUAUUCGCAUUUUAUAUAUUUUGUUAUAUAUAAAUAUAAUGCGAGUAUAUAGGUACUUAUUUGAAUGAAAAAUAAUGACAAUAUACAACGAGUAUUAUAAAUUAAUGUUCCAAACUCAAAUAUAAAAUUUUACCGAAUUCGAGUUUUGUUUACAAAAAAUAAAUUGGGAAGUGUUUCGAUUUUUUGAAGAGAAGUAAGUA